UAUUUUGUUAACGUUUUCUGAUUGGUGCAGUGCUGUCAUCCGGAAGCAUUGACCGGAUGUUACGAAAAAUAGCUGUCUGAAUGAAUCUCCAAACUGCCAAACCAUUUUGGAGAAAGCUGAGCUAAGACAGCUGGAUGUCUACUGAAGAGAUGAUUUCAGUAGAUUAUGAAAUAUUUGGGAGAGUUCAAGGUGUAUUUUUUCGAAAAUACACUCAGGCAGAGGGGAAAAAGCUAGGUUUGGUCGGCUGGGUGCAGAACACAGAGGCAGGAACUGUGCAGGGGCAGCUUCAAGGUCCAAGCAACAAGGUGAGACAGAUGCAGGAUUGGCUGAAGUCCACUGGGAGCCCCAAGUCACAAAUCAUCAAAGCAGAGUUCAAGAAUGAGAAGAACGUCAAGAGUUUGGAUCACUCAACGUUCAAAAUAGUUCGCCCUUGAAUUUAUUUCAUACAGUAUUACAUUCCAAACUAACAUGUGAGAUAUACUUGUUAUUUAAAAUGAGGAUUGUUUUGUUAGAGUUCCUGAAAUGGAAAGCUUUAGAAAUGUACUGUAAAUAAUUUAAACUUAUUUCAAUGUAUGUUAGGCCUUAACUCUGAAUUGUGUGUUAAUGUGUAAUAUUUAAAAUACAACUAAAAUAAAAUAUUUAACACAA
Molecule: messenger RNA, 648 nt
Organism: Oncorhynchus kisutch (coho salmon)
Lineage: Eukaryota; Metazoa; Chordata; Actinopteri; Salmoniformes; Salmonidae
Gene: acyp1
Product: acylphosphatase 1, erythrocyte (common) type
Exons: 3
Coding region: 135-434 (99 amino acids)
Molecular function (GO): acylphosphatase activity
Source: RefSeq, a predicted model, not a curated record